GCGUACGCCAAGUGCGCAGCGCAGAGCGCAGCGGCCCCGCCCCCGGCCCGCCCGGAUGACGGUGCGGGUUCUGCCGGAGCCAUGAGCUACGACCGCGCCAUCACCGUCUUCUCCCCGGACGGGCACCUCUUCCAGGUGGAGUACGCGCAGGAGGCGGUCAAGAAAGGCUCCACCGCGGUUGGAGUAAGAGGGAAGGACAUUGUUGUCCUUGGUGUGGAGAAGAAGUCAGUGGCCAAGCUGCAGGAUGAGAGAACUGUCAGGAAGAUCUGUGCCCUGGAUGACAAUGUCUGCAUGGCUUUUGCAGGGCUGACAGCUGAUGCCAGGAUAGUCAUAAACAGAGCUCGGGUGGAGUGCCAGAGCCACAGGCUCACUGUGGAGGACCCUGUCACCGUGGAGUACAUCACACGCUACAUUGCCAGCCUCAAACAGAGGUACACGCAGAGCAACGGCCGCAGGCCCUUCGGGAUCUCCGCCCUCAUCGUGGGCUUCGACUUCGAUGGGACCCCCCGGCUGUACCAGACCGACCCCUCGGGCACCUACCAUGCCUGGAAGGCUAAUGCCAUUGGCAGAGGAGCCAAAUCUGUGCGUGAGUUCCUGGAGAAGAACUACACUGAUGAGGCCAUUGAAACGGAUGAUCUGACUAUUAAACUUGUCAUCAAGGCUCUUCUCGAGGUGGUGCAGUCUGGUGGGAAGAACAUCGAGCUGGCAGUCAUGAGACGGGAGCAGCCGCUGAAGAUCCUAAACCCUGAAGAAAUUGAGAAGUAUGUGGCUGAAAUUGAAAAGGAAAAGGAAGAAAAUGAAAAGAAAAAACAGAAGAAAACAUCAUGAUGAAUGAAAUGCACCUGCUUAGCUGCUUCUUUUUAAUUCGAGUGAUGGGUUAUUCUGUAUAGACAUGUAGGCAUUCCAGUUACUCAUACUGUGCUCUCUUGAGAUCUACAAUAAACCUACUGAUUUUUUUUUAAAGCUGUUAUUUAAAAAAAACCUGUCUGUUCCUUGGAUUUUAAUUACCCAGGAUGAUCUUGGUUGGCUACAGAACAGCAGCAGUGACCCAUUAAAGGACAGAGACUUUGCUUGCA
Zonotrichia leucophrys gambelii is the source of this 1076-nucleotide messenger RNA. RefSeq names its product proteasome 20S subunit alpha 7 (gene PSMA7). The coding region runs from base 82 to 828 and encodes 248 amino acids. Gene Ontology annotation, cellular component: nucleus; proteasome core complex; proteasome core complex, alpha-subunit complex. NCBI's taxonomy places the organism in Eukaryota, Metazoa, Chordata, Aves, Passeriformes, Passerellidae. The transcript has 7 exons. Gene Ontology annotation, biological process: ubiquitin-dependent protein catabolic process; proteasomal protein catabolic process. The record is from RefSeq and is a predicted model, not a curated record.